UCUGGCGACACUAACGCUACUGUGCCAAAGCCUAGUUGAUGAGAAGCUGCCGACUUUAUUCUGUCUCUACGUUAGGUUGCUUUCGUUCUCAACAUGGCCUCUGUCGAGAAUCUUAACUUAAACGCUCUCAUAUACGAUUAUCUGGUGCGUACUGAUCCUUCAUUGGCGAAGAUCUUCCAGAAGAAGACUCAUGCGCCCAAGUUGCCACAAGGAUCACCAACAAUACAAGAGAUACUACAGUAUUAUCAAAAGCACUGUCCUAAGAAACCUGAUAUAAAGGCACGAGCUGAAGAUAGUAACUCAAGUUCAAGCUCAGAUAGUCAAGAAGAAGUAAAAAGCACACAAAUCAAUGGAGACUCACAAAUUAAAAUGGUUUCAAUUAAGCAAACUGCAGAAUCUUCCUCUGAUAGUUCCUCCUCCAGUGAGGAAGAAGUAGUAUCUAAAAAACCAAUAGCCAAGAAGACAGAAGCUGUUAAAGUUGCACCUCCAACACCAGAAGAAGAUAGUUCCGAGGAGAGUUCUUCAGAAGAAGAGGCAGCGAUGCAAGAAGUAAUACAAAAGAAAACAAAAGAGAAUAAAAAGAAAAAGAAGUCGUCGAGUGAAGAAAGUGACAGUAUUUCCAUCAAACCUGAAACUAAACUGUCCAAGAAAAUGACAUCCACUCCCUUAGUACAAAAAUUGACACCAGCGGCGAGUCAUAAGUUGACACCAACCAUAGAAACUCCAAAGUCUAUGCAGAAAACUUCCAAGUCAAUAUUAUCUGCAUCAGCAGUACACAAAUCAACGCCAAUGCCACUGGUUGCCCAUAAAUCUGUACCUACUUCAAAAAAUUGCAAAAAUAUAAAACCUAUGGAUUAUGAUGAUUCUGAUGAUUCUGACAAUUCCUCAGGAGAAGAGAAACAAGUGGUUAAACCCACACCAGCAGUAGCUAGUAAAAAAGCAGAAUCUUCCAGUGAUGAUUCCGAUGAUUCAUCAGAAGAUCAGAAACCAGUUGCCAAACAGCAAUUAGCUGUGAAAACACCCACAUCUAAAGCAGCUUUGCCAUCAAAGAAGCAAAGUAAGCCAACUCCAGCAAAGUUGACGAAAGAAGAAUCGUCAUCGAGUGAGGAUAGUGAUGAGGAUGAAGAAGAAGAGCCACAGCAAGUUACAAAGAAAUCACAAACGUUAAAAGCAACGCCUGCUAAGGUGGAAUCUAUAAAUGAGGAUAACAAAAAGAAAUCCGCAUUGAAGAGACCAGCACCCAGUAAGACUGCAACGACCCCAAGGCCGGCGCCUGUUAAAGAAGAAUCCUCUAGCGAAGAAGACAGCAGCGAUAAUGAACCUCCUGCUAAAAAGAUAGCUCCAGCGAAAGUCCUGGCUAAGAAAGAGGAGGAGUCGUCAAGCGAAGAUUCUGAUGAUUCGGACGAGAACGAGACACCGCCUGCGAAAGCAGUAGUCACUAAACCGGUGAUUAGUAAAAUGCCUCCAAAGAAGCCGGAAUCUUCUAGUGACUCAUCCUCGGAGGAGGAUUCGGAAGAUGCUCCAGCAGCUAAGAAGGCAGCUGUACCGGCAAAAACACCGGUGAAGGCGGUUGCGCAGAAGGAGUCGUCGAGCGACUCGAGCGAUUCAGAUUCCUCCGAAGAGGAGAAACCUAAAGCUGCGGUUAAAGCUAAGCCAGCAAAAGUUGCCGCAAAAGCAACGCCUGCUAAACAGGAGUCGAGUUCAGAGGAGAGUGACUCUGAUGAAGAUGAGGCACCAAGCCAGGUGCCUGUGAAGUCUCACAAGAAGAAAUAUACGGAUGAAGGCGACAGCAAGCCAGCUGAAGACAUGAAACCGCAGAAGAAAAAUUACGACAAUUUCGUGAAAGCAAGCAAUAAUUACAACGGUGAUAAGCUCAAGAAAAAUGUUCCAUUCCGUCGUGUGAGAGAGGAGGAGAUCACUUUGGAUCCAAAAUUAGCUAACAAUUCCUUCGAAGCAAAGGAGGAUGAAUACGAAAAUGACAAUAGCUUUAAAAGAUCGGAGUCGAAUCAUGGUGCAAACAAAGGAUUUCGGGGUGGUAGAGGUGGUUUCCGGGGAGGACGCGAUGACUAUCGUGGUGGCGGCGGCGGUGGCUUCAGGGGCGGACGCGACGGCUUCAGGGGCGGACGCGACGGCUUCAGGGGCGGACGCGACGGCGACAAGGGUGGCCGCGAAGGCGACAGGGGUGGCCGCGGUGGUCGUGGCGGUGGCGGUUUCAGAGGCGGUCGUGGUGGUAGAGGUGGUUAUGGCGACAGAAAAUCGUGGGGCGGAAACGACAGUAACGACGGCUCAAGGAAAUCAUGGGGCAGUGGAGAAGGCGGUAGGGGGGGCCGAGGCGGUUUUAGAGGCGGUAGAAGUGGCUUCGAUCAAAGAAAAUCUUUCGACAACGGGGCACCGCCGCAAAAUAAAAAGAUCAUAUUUGAUGAUUAAUGAUAGAAUUGUAUAUAUAUAUUAAGAAAGGGGCGCGCGGAUCUUGGGGGGAACGAGCUUAUCAGGAUCUGAAGUAUACAAAAGGCAAAUCGUUCCGGCAUGAGAAGACCAAAAAGAAACGUGGGAACUACCACGGUGGGCAGAUAGAUACUAGUGUUAAUUCCAUUAAAUUCGACUAUUAAACCAUUAUAUGUAACGCAUAACAUUUGAUUUUGUUUACCACUGCAUUUAGAUGAUUAAGGCGUUAAGUUAAAAACACUAGCUUAUGCUGUGAACAUUUAUACCGAAAUAUUCUAUAAGACGUUUGCUCUCGAGUGCUCUUCGAAAAGAUGACACGGUCGAUUAUAUUAUUGCCGAACAGUAUAUAUAUAUAUAUUUUAUAAAACCGUGUAUUUUGUCUUUAUAGCAAUUGUUCACGAUCUCUCUGUGAUGUCCGCUACAUAAUUUUAUUCAUAAUAUAUCACACGAGGAUAUGUUGAUUGUAAGAAGAGAACUUAUGGAAAGUGUCAUAUAUUGCUAAGAUUAUAUAUUAUACCUUUUACAUUGCUACAUCAAAUUGAGAAAAAACACUAGUAAGAUUUAAUGUAACCGAAACAUCUAUUGUUCCUAGCCGAUUCGACGGCUGCGGGCCUUCAAGUCUAAUCAAAUCUAACAUUUAUUUUCUACAAUAGUUGUUCAAAGUGUAAGUUUAACUUGAGACAAUUACAAGCGUUCAAUUUUUUUUUUAUUCGUAUCAAAAGGCUUUAAAUGAUUAGUUGCGAGUGAUCAUGGAACUGUCUACGAUUCUUCAGUCGGAAAUUACCGGCAUUCUGAACUCGGUUUUGUCGGUAAGAGUGGCUUAUAGCCAGUCAAUAAACUUGUGAGUUAUUUUUAUCGGUAAAAAAAGAGUCCAAAAUACCGGUCAUUUCGAUCAUUGAUUGCUGCUAUUGACGUUUUUUUUUUCUCUAAUGGAAAAACUCGAGUGGAAACGUUGGCAGAUAAUUCUUGAUGACACUCCAAUUACUCAAUAAAACAACGCCAUCGACUUCAUGUCUAUUUAUCUAUUGUGGUAUUUUGCGAGUUAAUAAUUUAAGUAUCAAUUUAUGAUUGUCAACUGACUCUUCUAGCACACAUGAAGAUUUUAUCAUCCUCUGUUGAUUUUAUGAUACUCCAAUGUUAUAUUUCAAUUAAUGUUCAAUCGAUUCUUCGGACUUUUAUACAAUACAAAGAUGAUUCCUUGAACAAUAAACUAUUUGUGUGACAGCGUGAUAAUUAUAUAAAAGACGUUUCUCACAUACACACACUCACACACACACACACACACACACCUGUAUGUUUUUAUGUAACGACAAAAGAGAAAAGCGCGCAUAACAGCUUCA
This is a messenger RNA of Harpegnathos saltator (Jerdon's jumping ant), 3785 nucleotides long. RefSeq names its product nucleolar and coiled-body phosphoprotein 1 (gene Nopp140). Gene Ontology annotation, cellular component: nucleolus; nucleoplasm. The transcript is spliced from 5 exons. Lineage: Eukaryota; Metazoa; Arthropoda; Insecta; Hymenoptera; Formicidae. The coding region runs from base 94 to 2427 and encodes 777 amino acids. The record is from RefSeq and is a predicted model, not a curated record.